AGUCUCCUCCCAUGCCACCGUCGUGAUCACUAAGCCUGGGCCAACCACCCUUCUUUCUUCGCAAAUUCAGAGGGUGUUUUCGGUAUUCAGCACUCUAACCCGCCACGUAGGACUGACACGUGGCGACUUGUACCCUUCUCUCAUCCUUGCCUAUAAAUGAUCAUGCCUUCUAGCCCCAUCCAUAUCCCAUCCUCGUUCACCGCUGCACCCGCUAACAACCACAGCAAUCCUCCUCUCUGCGCCACCACCGCUCGUCGGAAAAUACACGCCGGAGGUUAUGGAUGCUCCGGCCAUCGUUGUUGAUAUUGAUUUCGUUAGGAACAACCUCUCGUCGUGGUGCCGUCGCUUGUUUGGGAGACCCAAUCGUAUCUGGUAGAAACCCUAAGCAAAAGCGACUUUACUUAGCAGAGUUUUCAAGUUAUUCCAUGCUUAGUCUCGCAAACCAGACUUUAAUUAUCGCUGUAUAAAAAAUCCGAAAAAGGAAAGAAGAGUCGUUUGCUAGAACAACAUUUAAUAUUUUAUUUUCUUUUUUUUUUAUAAUUUUUUUCUCAUUCUGCUAAAAUUUUAGGUUUCUAGUCAACUACUGCAAAGUUGUUCGUGCUUGAAUAUUGAAAUUGUCAAAAGCAGUUCUGCUUCUGCAGAAUUUCAGAGAUUUAACUAGCUUUGAAAUCGUAUUUUUCUGUGUUCUGACUCUCAAUUUAAAAUUAAGCUCGAGCUUCGAAAAUGAACGAGACCAAGAGUUGAGACUCGAGAGGCUCUGAUUUUGUUCUGAAGCCAUUCUUAUCACCAUCGUCGUCGUCGUCAUGCCUUUCACAAUGAAGAUCCAACCGAUUGAUUCUCACGCGCCUCAGGAGGAGACUAGGCUUGAGCCGGUCAAGCCGGUGGUCAAGUCGCGGCUGAAGCGGCUCUUUGAGCGCCAGUUCUCCGGCGUUCUCCGGAAUUCGCCGGCGGAGAAGGUCAGCGGCGAGGAGUCGCAUUUAGGCAAGGAUGGCUCGAACAACGGCUCAGCUGAUUGGGAACCGAGCUCGGCAUGUCUAGCGAAAAUGGUGCAGAAUUUUAUGGAAGAGAAUCACGAGAAGCACUCCGUUUCCGUCAAAUGUGCACGUAACCGCUACAUCUUCUGUGAUGACAGCUCAGACGCCGAAACACAUUCGCUUGGUGGUUUCAGCGACUCAUACUAUUCGUCGUCCGGUGAAGCGUACGAAAUCCUCAAGGGUUUGGUGGCAUGUUCGAGUGUGUAUGAAAGGAAUUUGUUAGCGGACAUCACUAAGAUAAUUGAAAAGAACAAAACAACAUGCAAGCGCAAAGAUGAUUGUUGCAGAAAGAUUGUUUCUGAGGGUUUGUUAGCUUUAGGAUUUGAUGCUUCAAUCUGCAAAUCUCGGUGGGAUAAAUCACCUUUUUGUCCAGCGGGUGAAUAUGAAUACAUUGACGUGAUAAUGGGAAAUGAGCGGGUGGUGGUUGACGUUGACUUGAGAUCGGAAUUUGAGAUUGCUCGACCGACCAAGACGUACAAGGCCAUUCUUCAAACGCUUCCCCAUGUAUUCGUGGGCUCGUGCGAUCGGUUGCACAGCAUCGUAGCCAUCGCAUCAGAGGCAGCGAAACUGAGUUUGAAGAAAAGGGGCAUGCACGUUCCGCCGUGGAGGAAAGUUGAAUACGUCAGAGCAAAAUGGUUCUCCCCUUACACCCGCGGAGUCAAGGAGGAAAACCAAGAAAAGCAGAAACUUUUGAUGGGAAAUGGUAGUAACAAGUCUGAACAGUCGGGGUUAACUGGGUCUGAAACUUCAUGUGAAGAUGAUGUUAAUGUUAAGUCAAAGCUUUUGGUUCAAUGGAAGCCACAGGAGAUGAAACCCAAGAGCUCACAGUCUGGUUUGGCAGCUGCCUUCCAUGAAAACCCAUAAAAUUUUGAUUUUCUUUUGGGUUUCCUUUUUUUUUUUAAUAUAUAGAAUUUUGAUUCUCUGGUGGGAGGAUUUAGAUGUAAAAGCUUGUGUAAGUAGUAGUGAAAUAGCUCUAUGCCCUUCUGUUUUUUUUUGUAAGGGAUGGGUUUUACUCAUAUGAACAGAAUAAAGGUGAAAUAUAUAAUUAGUUAUGUG
This is a messenger RNA of Abrus precatorius (Indian licorice), 2090 nucleotides long. RefSeq lists its product as uncharacterized. NCBI's taxonomy places the organism in Eukaryota, Viridiplantae, Streptophyta, Magnoliopsida, Fabales, Fabaceae. The record is from RefSeq and is a predicted model, not a curated record. The transcript is spliced from 3 exons. Bases 804 to 1898 code for a protein of 364 amino acids.